GCCAUCGUAGCUACAAGAUGGCCACUGUGACUAUUACCGUUUUACUUGCAAUCUUCUGUCACAAAAUAAGCAUAAGCAUAAACUUUAUUGCCAAGUAUUUCAAAAACACAAGGAAUUGGACUCAAUGCCCCCACAAUGUGCACAACAUAAAAACUAAAUAAAUACACAAUAUGUACGGUACACUACAGUAACGUUAGCAUGUCAAACCUUCGUAAAAUAUACUACCGUUAAUGCUAUGAAGCUCUAUUUUUUGGCUCACACAUGAACCCGGCUCGAUGCUCACUUGUCACAAAAGUAAAGGAACAGGUCUGUAAUUUUUACAUGUUACAGUGCACAAACCAACAUUCAAAAUUUUGCGCCCAGUGGCUAUGGGCGCGUCCAUUCACAGAGUGGGCGCAGCAAAUAGCUAUAGCUGCAUUUGGAGCUCGGCGCCCCUCGUCGAAUGGCGAAUCAAAAUUUUAAUGUCACAACUUAGAGCAUUCCGUUUUGUAAUAAUGUAAUGUUAUGAAUUUCAACCAAUUUAUGCAAAUAUGCCUAUUCCCUUUUCACUCUUGGAGAAAAGAAAUUGUGGGGGAGAAUCGUUCCAGUGUGUUCUGAAUUAUGGAGAUACUAACUUCCGCUUGGGCCUAGAAUGCGUACGGCACUCGCUGUGGGUGCCUAGCAACGGUUGCUAAGCUGUUUACUUACGUCAGACGUUCCUUUGAUGAGGUUACGUCCAGAUUUACCUAACAAGUCUAUGCCAACAAUAGUAGUUUUAACUAUACACAGAGUCAGACAGUUCGGUUAGUUUUAACCAGACACACUCACAGAAAUAAGUAGCCAAUUUCAAAAACAUUCACUUCGUAAAAGACCAGCUAACAUGGAUGUAAACACUGACGGUCUCCCGGAAUUAACUGUGGAACAGCUUCACCCAUUGACUCAGUCCAGUGACUCUGGAAGCCAUGAAGCCUCAUCACAUCAACUUCAGGAGGAGCAAAUUACCGUACUUUCAGAUGAUACUGUUGAUUAUCUGUCUUCCCAAAGUGAAGCGGUGAGCGUCAACGCUAAACAGGUGAAAAGGACAAACAUGGGCCUACGUAGUUAUGCAAGCUUCGCUGCUGAAGAGAAGGAAAGGGGACAAGGUUAUCUGUCUUCCCUACAUAAAUGGGCAAGCGUCACUGCUGAAGAGGUGAAAACGAUAUACAUUGCCCAAGAAGCUACAUUAAAAGAUCAUCUGUCUUCCCCAAGUGAAGCGGUGAGCGUCAACGCUGAGCAGGUGAAAAGGACAAACGUGAGCCUACGUAGUUAUGCAAGCUUUGCUGCUGAAGAGAAGGAAAGGGGACAAGGUUGUCUGUCUCCCCUACAGGCAAGUAUCAGCGCUGAGCAGAUGAAAAGGGUGAGAGAACGUUACGUGGAGGCAGCUGUGUCCUCUGUGUAUUCCAGGCUUAUCGUGAAAUGCAAAUUAUUAGUUAAUCCACCACAUAACUCCAUGAAGCGAGUGCGUGAUAGAACCUGUGAUCUCUUGAAGUCUGAAGAUUUAGACUGUAAUUUAAAAUUAUUGAAGGACCUGGACAAAAAGGUGUACAAAGACCUGUGCAAACAUUUUGGCAGUGCAGAUAGGGUGCAGUUUCAACUGUAUUCGGAUACAACAGUAAGUGAAGAUUACAUCGCCUUGACUAUAAAAAAUCACUUACUUAACCCUAACCCACCAAAGAAACACAGCGCCAUUCGCAGGUUCUUUACUAAUGCGUGGAAAUGUAUCCGAUGUCGCUAAAGUAGUCAAAAGGAAAUCAUUGAGUGGUGGGACUCUUUGCACUUCCGGGACUUUUGCCACAUAAGUGUACAGUAUGACAAGAGAUAACGCAUUCCUUAUGACAUCCAUGGUAAUAACAAGCUUCUCAGCAUUACUAUUGAGAGCUCACAGCUACAGUAAAAGACAAAGACACCGUGAGUUUGCAAUCUGCCUACUAUGGUGUUGUGGAUUUCCUCCAAGGUGCUCCGGUUUCCUCCCACAUUAAAUUAGGAAACAAUUCGUCAAUCUAAAUUAACUGAUUGAUCUGAUCUAUUAAAAGCUGAUUAGAUAAAACA
Molecule: messenger RNA, 2067 nt
Organism: Monopterus albus (swamp eel)
Lineage: Eukaryota; Metazoa; Chordata; Actinopteri; Synbranchiformes; Synbranchidae
Exons: 2
Coding region: 860-1753 (297 amino acids)
Source: RefSeq, a predicted model, not a curated record